Linum trigynum is the source of this 2555-nucleotide messenger RNA. Lineage: Eukaryota; Viridiplantae; Streptophyta; Magnoliopsida; Malpighiales; Linaceae. The record is from the annotation of a GenBank genome assembly.
CGUCACUCCACCCUCUUCAGUCCUCCCCCCCCCCCCCCCCCCCCCCCCCCCCCCCCCCCCCCCCCCCCACCCCCCCCCCCCGUCAAACGCUAACACUGUCGACGCGGGUUACGCCGUUAGAUUGGAUGCUUUCCUUCCUCAACUCACCCUCUUUCUCUCUCUCUUAUAAUCAUCCAUUCUUCUCCCACCACUAAAUUUUUCUCUCUCUCUCUCUCUCUCCCGUUGAAUUUCCCUUUUUUCCUCUCUUCCAACAAAGGCGGUCUUCGCCGUGGUUAACUUUCCCCUUUCAGAUCUGAACGCCGGAAAAAGAAAUCAAUAAUCAUAGACACAGAUUCAUUCUCAUGUCGUCGCCCAGACCUUCCUACUGGUGCUACCGCUGCAACAGAUUCGUCCGAGUGUGGAGCCAGGCGCAGCAAGACGACGAUCCAGUUUCGUGCCCCAAUUGCGAGACCGGGUUUGUGGAGGAGAUCGAGCAUCCUCCUCAGAUGACUCCGACGGAGACGCGCCCCCAACGCCGGGGCUUCCCGGCGGCUAUGUUCAUGCCGGAGCAGAGAAGAGGCGGGGUCCGGGGAGGAGUCGGUGGAAGGCGGAACGGUGGCGGAGGAGGGGACAGAUCGCCGAUUAAUCCGGUCAUCGUGCUCCGCGGCGGAGCGGACAGUGGGAGCCAGAGUGGGAAUAGCUUCACUAGUACCGGCAACGGCGGCGAGAGCGGAGGAGGCGGAGGCCGUGGAUUCGAGUUGUAUUACGACGACGGCGCCGGUUCUGGAUUGAGGCCGCUGCCGCCGAGCAUGUCGGAGUUUCUGCUCGGAUCUGGAUUCGAGCGGCUGCUGGACCAGUUGUCGCAGAUCGAAUUGAACGGGUUGAGUCGGUACGACCAUCCCCCGGCGUCGAAGGCGGCAAUCGAAUCGAUGCCGACGGUAAUCAUCAACGAGAGGCACACCUCCACGGAGUCUCACUGCGCGGUGUGUAUGGACGCUUUCGAGAUCGCAUCGGAGGCCCGGGAAAUGCCGUGUAAGCAUCUCUACCACUCCGAUUGCAUCCUCCCCUGGCUCUCUCUCCGCAAUUCGUGCCCUGUCUGCCGCCACGAGUUGCCUGCUGCGGACGAAGACCGAUCCGUCAGCGAGCAGGGCACGAGCGAGACCGGCGAGGAAGAAGCGGUCGGGCUGACGAUCUGGAGGUUACCGGGCGGCGGGUACGCGGUGGGGCGGUUCACUGGAGCCAUGAGGGGAGAAAGGGAGCUCCCGGUUGUCUACACAGAAAUGGACGGCGGAUUCAACAACAGCAACACCAACGGAGGCUUGCCUCGGCGGAUCUCGUGGGGAUCGAGAGGGAGCCGAACCCGGAGGGACAACAUCGGUGCCGGCAGCGGCAGCAACCGCGGCGGGGUGCUUGGCCUGGGCCGGGUUUUCCGUCACUGGUUUGCUUGUUUCGGCAUGGGGGAGAGCUCAGCUUCGAGAUCUAGACGGAUGAGCAGUCGGUCGCCGUCUUUCAUCGUGACCACUUCGGCGACGAGGAUAAGUCGGUGACCGGGGGUCAAACUGUGGGGCAGGAUCAGGAAAGGCGGCGAAGUCGCGUGAAUUCGGCCGGCAGUUAUCUGUAUGUAUAUAUUUUUCUAAAACGUUGGGCCUCUAUUAAACACAUGGAAAUGGAUUUAUAAUGUUGUCGACGGCGAUACUGAAGCUUCUGGUCCGGUGGGCGACUGCUGCCGGGAAUAGGAACGGAAUCCAUCGGUAGUAAGAACGAUGGAAGAUUAUUUCGGAACAUUGAUUACAGAAAAUUAUUUCCCGUUGCUUGAUUUUUGGGGAGGGAUGAAUGAACCAAAUUUGAUUUUGUCUUUGCUAAUUAUUUUGUAAUCUUGUAGCCUAAUUAAGUUCUUUUACUUGGGGUUAUCAAUCGAAGCAUUUUGCUGUUAGUUCAUAAGAAUUGCAGAACUGAACUGGAUGGGUAGAAUUGUGGUAUAGUGGGGGUGGGGUGGAUCAUGUUCGUUUGCUGGUUCUGGGUUUUGUCUGUUUGGUUAUGGGUUAUGGGCCCUGGGCCCUUUGGAAAUGUCGAAGGCCAGAACCUGCGGCGGCCCAGAUGGGGAAAGCAUUUGCAUUAGGGAGCUUUCAAGUUUGCUGGCUGGCAUGUGGGGUAGGGUACCCUACCUUUGCCCUUCAAUAAUACAAGGGAAGGGAUAUUGGAAUAUUGAAAUGGAAGGGGAGCGUCCUACUGUUUUUUUUUUUUUUUGUGGAAAAGAUUAAGCUAUGUGCCUGGAUUCCAUCCCAAUUAUUCGCAUUUUAUGUCAACGAUUGGUUGAUUUCUUAAUUUUGAUAUAUUUUAGUCUUAUUUUAAGUAUUAACUAUUAAGUAAGCAAAUAGUUGAUCAAUCAUGUAAAUCAAGUUUUGUGAACAUUUUCUAUCUAUCGACAAAUUUUGUGAACAUAAAAGCAUCUUUACGUUCCGCACCUGCAACUGUAUCAAACUGAGAGGAAGCUGAACAAAUACUAAACACAUGUCAAUCGGGCAGGCAGAUCGAACACAAGAUCUAUUAUCAUCAAAUAUAGACUUUACAGGAAU